CUUCCUCGAACAACAUGUACGUGGCUCCCUCACAGCUGAGGACCGGGUGUGUUUACUGGGAUAAAUUAAGACUUAGAUAAAUGUACAGUUUGUAUAGUGACAAUAUCUGAACGUUGAAUAAAUGUCUUCACGCACGCCUUUGAAUUUUGACAAAGAGCGGUAGCUGUUCUCGUGAGAGCAGCAGCAGUGGGUUGACGGACAGCUCGUGCAGGAGCGGCUGCUGUUGAAGGCUUUCUCUGCUGAUCAUCAGCCUGUCUGUCGGUCAGAUAUGGCGGAGAGCGGGUCUUCGGUUGAAUUUUCUGGCUCUCUGGCGAGCUCGACUCUUCCGCCACCGAGGACCCGCAUCUUUAAGAUCAUCGUGAUCGGGGACUCUGGUGUCGGGAAGACCUGCCUCACCUACCGCUUCUGUGCCGGGAAGUUCCCCGAGAAGACUGAGGCCACGAUCGGGGUGGACUUCAGGGAGAGGCUGGUCGAGAUUGACGGCGAGAAAAUCAAGAUCCAGCUGUGGGACACUGCAGGUCAGGAGCGCUUCAGGAAGUCCAUGGUGCAGCACUACUACCGCAACGUUCACGCUGUUGUCUUCGUCUAUGAUGUCACCAAUGCUGCCAGCUUCCGCAGCCUCCCAGCAUGGAUUGAGGAGUGCAAGCAGCACGCACUGGGCACAGAGGUACCCAGAAUCCUGGUUGGAAACAAGUGUGACCUUCAAGACUCCGUGCAAGUGAGCACAGAUGUGGCUCAACAGUUUGCGGAUGCCCACUCUAUGCCUCUGUUUGAGACAUCUGCAAAGAACCCAAGCAGCCACGGAGAGGAAAACUCUGGUGGAGGAAACAGUGACCACGUUGAGGCUAUUUUUAUGACGGUUGCCCACAAGCUGAAGUCUCAGAAGCCUCUGGUACUGAGCCAGCCACCUGGGGGAUCAGGGGGUACCAUCAACCUAAGUGGGAGGAGGGAUGAUGGGGGAGACGGGACCAGGAGCUGGGGCUGCAGCAGCUGCUGAGGGAGAAAAACAGCAGUGAAGAGGAAGAAGACUUCAGCUCGUGGCUGCACAAGGUCCAAAAGAUUAAAGACGGGAGGAGCUGAGAAAGGAGUGAAGGUCUGGAAAGGGAGAGUGGAUCUAGCAAAAUGGCUUCACAAUCAGCACAAACACAUUAACGAAUUCUCCAUUAGAAGAGGAAACAUUUUUUUCCAAUGCCUGUGCUUAACUUUAUACAUGACUUUCAAUGGUUUUGGGGUAGUAUUUGCAGUAUGACUGUUGUUUUUGAAUGCCAAUAUCUGGCAUUGGUUCACAGAAAUGAUCCUUAACAAGGGGCCAAAUUCCAGAUUCUAAAUCACUUCUUCCUGUUCGAUAAUAAUUUAAGUCCUGAUUCUACACUUUGGAAGUUUCAGUUCACUUCUCUUCAUGGGCUCUGUGGCCACAGAAAACACAGAGACACAGUGGCAUUAAUAAAUAAGGGAUUCUGAGGAGGGAAAUGCCAUAGAAAUGUCGUUCUUUACAGCUUUAGUAUAAUGUUAUUGGACAGCAGACUCAUUUCUUCAUGCAGACUGAUGGUGGACAUAAUAACAGACUUUAUAAUAUAAAACAGUAUAUUCUGUUUUAAUUCAGCCGUGUCAUUAAAGGUGCCCUGCUGAGUUUUCAUGUUUACAUUCAGUGUUUCUCAUCAAAACACAUUAUGUGUAUUUUUGAAGCCUAACAAACUUGUUGAAUGCAUUUCCGUGUUCAAAAAAUACUUUCACAGGCAAUAUUUUAAAUCGGGGAUACUCAACUUGCUUUGUCUGGGGGACACUUUUGCGAAAUGACAGGGGGCCAGGGGCCAGUCAAUAAACAAAUAUUAAUCAUAUUCAUCAGUAUAUAAAGUCUUUCGACAAAUAUAUUCGAUAUUUGCUGUCCUCAAUGAUCUUUGCCAAGAGGCAAAUAAAGCCACAGCAGCCCUGUGCAGGUGUAUGCAGGGGCGUUUCUAAGAUUUGAGGGCAUUCAGGGCUUGGCCCGCGCCUAUCUCGGGGUCCAGGGGAUCCUCUCUUGGCAUUCCAUUUUAAUAAGCAAGCUCUAUUGCAGUGCUUUUUUAUGCACUCUGACACUUUAUUUAAAUUCAGCAUACAAACAAAUUCCCACUGUGAACCAGUUUAUUUUCAUUGUAAAAUAGAAAAUGGUCAGCUGGCCACCUGCCGCCUAUAACUCGCAGGCAGUAUGUUGAGUAUCACUGUUUUAAAAACUUUGAAACUAUCUAUCUAGCAAAUAAACUGCUAAAUUAAUUGCAAUAUCACCAACAACUUUCAAUCAUUUAUUUAAAUCAUUAACGUUGCAAAGGUGUGUUUUGCAUCAGCAGCGUGCACAUGCUACCAAAGUGCUCAUAAAAACAUAUUGGCUGCUACUAUUGUUAACAAACUCCACAGGGUACCUUUAAGUCUGUUUCUUUAAAUCCAAAGACCGAAAACCUUUAAAAGAAAUGUGGAAUUCAUUUUGUAAUAAUGUUCUGUUUGUAUCACAUGCUUGGCAAGUUCACUAAAUUUAAGAGUUGAUUAAGGAAAAGUAUUAGUGUAAGAAAUAUUAAUCUUUCAUACUGCUGAAGAACAACAUUGGGGAAAAACAUUAAGUAAUCACAUCUAGAUUUUCACACUUGCGUACUUGGAAUCAAAAGGGAAUACUCAGUCACUGUCUUUUUGAUAUUUAUUUGAAGUUAGGAUUCAAGCGAAACAAUGUUUACUAAACUAUUCAAUGUGGUUGGUCCAGUCAGGUCAGGUCCAUGUGAUUACUCUGAGAGCUGUGUGUCUGUAGUGCUAGCCCUGCUUUGCAGGCAUAUUAGCGGUUCCUCUCCAGCUCCAUAAGGUUUUGUUCACAGCUUGUUUCUGCUGCCCCCAAGUGGCCAAAAAAAGUUACCACAGGUAGAGGCACCUGUUUUUGAGGGACAGCACCUUUUGUCAAACUCAGUUUGUUAGCAUGCAGCACCUAAGCUAACACUCUGCAAACUGGCAGCAUGUGAUGUUGUCAUUUAAUGGAAAAGGUUAAUUUAUGCUCAAUGUUAUACGGUAUACAGACACGGACAGAGCCUUUUGUCCGUAGUCUUAACACUGGCAAAUACUCAGCUAUCUUUCCCUUCCAAUUAAUACAGGUGAAGGGAUGGGUAAAACAUUCGCUUCCGAUGGCAAAGCAAAUUUGCGUCCUAGCAUCACAUGGAGUUCAACUUUGGUGAACUUUGACUGGUGAAGUUGAAGCCUCAACCAUUAGCAAAGGGGUACGCAUGGAGGAGACACUGAUUGUUAUCGUAUUUAAUCAGUAGUAUGAUACUGGUCAAAAAAUAUACAAGCUGCCCCACAUGAGAGAUGGCACCUGGCUGGCAGUGAGUCAGGAAACAGGAAAAGAAGAAACUGUACCAAUAAACAAAUUUCAUAGUAUUUAUUAGCAAGCUGGCUAACAUUAGCUAAAUAGAUUUGUUCUGUCCUCUAGUGGAUGUAUCCAUGUCAACAUAAAGGAUGCAUGUCUAUUUUCAUACGUAAUGGGAGUAUAAAUGAACCUUUAAGGCGAAUUCUUUGAAUCCCAUCUGUUAAACAGGUCUGCUACACAUUAUGAACCUGUUCUUGAACUCAGUGAUGGGACGAUGUCACCGGGAGUUUAAUGAUACAGGAUGGAAAGGGAAGAUGUUAGAAAUUUAGCAAGAAUUGCCUUUGUUAGUUGUGUUUGCCUGUUCCCUCUUCUGCAUAUGAAAGACUCCAAAAUAGCCAGAUUGUUGAGCACUAGUACUGUGUAGGCUAGCCAGUGAAUCAAACAGUGAAAACACAUACCUCUCAGUGUGUAAGACUUUGUAGUGUGCACCUCUACAUGUACAUGGACGCCUAUACCCACUACUUAUCCUGUAUGUAAGCUUGUGAUACAAUAUUCAGCAUGUUGCAAACACCACUGUAUGAUAAAAGAACACACUGUUUGAUAAGCCAUGAUACCAUGAUAGUUUGAAGCUUUGUGUCUUAGUGGUUUUGGAUGUUUGUUGUGGCCGCAGCUGGUCCUGUGGCUCCUCUGCUGAUCACGCUGUGCAUUGAUGUUUAUCUGUCAAACCAAACGGCCUUUUCUCAGGACUCACUGUUCAGAGGCUAUGCACGCAGAUGGGAAGGAAAACAGACACAGGCUGUGCUAGCUGCAUCUCUGUGGCUCAUCACUGAUGUGACAAUAGUGGAAGACAUCAUGUGGGUGUUUUAUUGUUUCAGAUUUGGUUGCUGCUUUCUUCUGUUCUUCAAGUGUCCUUUGUUUUUGAUAAAUCCUCCCCCCAUCCACCUUCACAUCAGGCCCUAAUAUAACGUCCUCUGCCUUUUCUUCACUACAGCCAUGAACAACAGAUAAUGCUACUGUAUCUCUCAUUGCAAAUGCUCAGAAAGAAAAAUCUAAAUUGCAGAAUGGUAUCAAAUCACAGUGACUAAUGAAUGAAACUACUGGGGACAAGUAGUUGCAAUGGUUUUGUCAUGU
Epinephelus fuscoguttatus (brown-marbled grouper) is the source of this 4450-nucleotide messenger RNA. It is a transcript of the gene rab33ba, whose product is annotated as RAB33B, member RAS oncogene family a. Gene Ontology annotation, molecular function: GTP binding; GTPase activity. Gene Ontology annotation, cellular component: endosome; Golgi apparatus. The transcript is spliced from 2 exons. NCBI's taxonomy places the organism in Eukaryota, Metazoa, Chordata, Actinopteri, Perciformes, Serranidae. Gene Ontology annotation, biological process: Rab protein signal transduction. The coding region runs from base 269 to 997 and encodes 242 amino acids. The record is from RefSeq and is a predicted model, not a curated record.